Molecule: messenger RNA, 2394 nt
Organism: Lizanozyma spartinae
Lineage: Eukaryota; Fungi; Ascomycota; Pichiomycetes; Serinales; Debaryomycetaceae
Gene: BDP1
Product: transcription factor TFIIIB subunit
Exons: 1
Coding region: 1-2394 (797 amino acids)
Biological process (GO): RNA polymerase III preinitiation complex assembly
Cellular component (GO): transcription factor TFIIIB complex
Molecular function (GO): TFIIIC-class transcription factor complex binding
Source: RefSeq, a predicted model, not a curated record
AUGAGUUUCCUUAAGAAGGGUGCCGGUAAGUUCAAGCCCAAGGUUCAACCAAGACCUCUUCGGAAGAAAGCAGCCGAAACGGCUGUAGCUGCAGUUACUCUGGCUCCUUCUCCUCCAUCUACUCAAGUUGUUGAUCCAAUUGCUCAAGCUGAUCAUGAAGAGACGCAGAACCCAGAAACUCAAACAGAUGAUACACUAACAAAGGUAUUUUCUGACAAUGAAGGCGAAAGUGCUAUUGUUGAUGAUAUGGUGGACCCGAAAGAUCCAGUGAAUUGGUCCCCAACUAUUCUUGAGAAUGUUAAUGAGGAUCUAAAUCAGCCCCCUACACCGGUUUCCUCUCAGCAUACCAAUAAUAAUAAUAAUAGUAAUAUUCCAAAGCGAAGAACAUCUUCUAGUUCGGUACAACACCUUAGAUUAUCAGGUAUAACGCCUCCUAUUUUCCGUGCGCGGUCUUCAUCCAUUUCCCAGACAGUAGCCUUUUCUAGAUCUACUGACUCCAAUAAGAAGCCAGAGGAAAGAGAAGAAAGAACUCCCAUGCCCAUUGAUAUCCCAGUAAGUGGUAAAAGGCGGCGAUCACUGGUCAAACACUCUUCCUAUAAGCGACAUUCAGUGGCUAGAAGAGGGUCUGUGGCCAUUGCAGAGUCAGAACCUCAAACAGAGAAGUCAAGUGCUGAUACUACAAGAAAUAGUCUGAGACAAGCUACUCCUGUACCUAUCCCCAAGCCUAUAGAAGCAUUGCCGGACUCUGUAGGUAAAGAUUCAGAGAUUGUGAUUGAGAAUACAAAGAGUAUAAGUGAAAAGAGCAAAAAAACAGAAACAUCUGAUGAUAAAGAAUCGACCCCGGUCACUAUACCAAAACCUACUUCUAUACCUAUAUCGGUUCCAACACAAGUUUCUGCUCCCAUAUCAAUACCAACACCCUCGUCAGUCCCCACGAUUAUUCCUGUGCCUACGGGAGAGUUACAAGAUGAGCACGAUCAAGUUUCGGAAUCAGUAGUGGUACAAGGUUCUAAUUCUGUAACAAUCUCAUCUGCACCAUUGACUGCUUCAGGUAGUUAUAAGGAAACAUCACUCGAAAUCCGUAGUCGAUUCCCUCCAAAUACAAAGUUCAUUAUGGCACUUAAUGGAGAAAAGUUGCAAAAAUACAGAUUUUGCUUUGGUACGGAAGAAGACAUCAAGAAGUAUACAGCUGAAGAAUUAUUAAUACCUGUGUGUCCAGAAACAGUUAAGACGGAAAUAACCAAAGUUGAUCAAUUACCUCGUGGAGUUAAAUUUGAAGACACUGAUAUCUAUUCGCAUGUGAGUAUUGACAUUUCUAACUUCAAAAUGGCAGAUUUAUGUAAACCUUUGUUACCUAUUGGAGAAGUUAGUGAGAACUUUGGCAUGGCCCAUAUGGCUAAGCAAAAACAAAAGGAAGCUAGAGAGAAAAGAAGACAAGAUCGAAUACUUGCAAAGGCUAAUAUGAUUUCAUUAGAAGAUACUUUUGAUAGAGAUUUGGAUAAUAAAAGAAUUAAGAAAACCAAAGCUGAACUUGAAGAAGAAGAAGAGAGAGAGGAAGAAUCAAAUCAUGGAUCGACAGCAAUUCAAUUACAACUUACUAGUGAUGGUAAAUUGGAUAUUGAUGAAGACUCAACAGUUGUCAAUAGACAUCAGAUGACCAGUCUGAAGAAUAAGACUAGGGAAGAAGCUAAUCCAUUUGAAAAUCCAGUUAUUUCACUGACAUAUUCCAAACGAAGUCAUACCGAUAAAUGGACUUCUGAAGAAGAGAAACAAUUUUAUAAGGCAAUUCUGACUUGGGGUACUGAUUUUACAUUUAUAGCUCAACUAUUUCCAUAUCGUACCAGGAAACAAAUUAAGGCCAAGUUUAAUUUAGAAGAGAGACACAAUCCUGAAAUAAUUGAAAUGGCUUUACGAAGACGAUUACCAGCAAACUUUGAUGAGUAUAGCCGAGGUAUCAAGGUGAGCUCAGAUGUCCCUAAGAAGAAGGAAAGAACGAAGGAGGAAACCAGAGAUGAGUUUAUUGAAGAGAAGGAAAAAAAUGAUCAUGAUAAUAAUGAAAGUAAGCCAUUAGGUGGUGAUGAAGAGAAGCAGAAUGGGGAAGAGAUUAUAAAAACCCCAUUGGAUAUUUUCAACGAAGAAGUUCGUCGUUUGAGACAACAACACAAGGAGCACAUGGCAUUGAUUGCUAAAGAGAGAGAAAAGGCUAUGAAGGAAGAUGCUGAAGCAAGUAGACUUCGGGAAAUUGAAUAUAGAAGUGGUGGUACUAAGUUUAUUACUCGGUUACGUGGUGCUGAUGCUUUACGGAAAAAUGAAGAGGUUAUGGGGUCAAUUGAUGAUGUCAAACUUCAACUCCGCCAUAAUAUUAAUGAUGAUGACGAUGAAGACCGGGAAUAG